Molecule: messenger RNA, 6396 nt
Organism: Pogona vitticeps (central bearded dragon)
Lineage: Eukaryota; Metazoa; Chordata; Lepidosauria; Squamata; Agamidae
Source: RefSeq, a predicted model, not a curated record
UACUCUGGCAGCGCAUUUGAAGAAAACUACUGAAAGAUUGUUGUGACCCAAGCCAGCUCUUUGCCAUGACCAAAGAGAACUCUCCGGUGGGAAAGAAUCUCUGGUACGAUGGCGAAUUUCUGUACUCCUUCACGAUCGACAAUGAGACCUUCUCGCUUUUCCCGAAGGCAACCCCAUUCCAGCUGCCGUUGAGGAAAUGCUCUGUGGUAGGAAACGGUGGGAUUCUGAAGAAGAGCCACUGUGGGAGACAAAUAGACCAAGCCGACUUUGUCAUGCGGUGCAACCUGCCUCCUCUCACCAGCGAAUACAGCAAGGAUGUCGGGGCCAAAACUCAGCUGGUAACAGCAAAUCCUAGCAUAAUUAAGAAAAGAUUCCAGAACCUUCUUUGGUCUCGAAAAGCCUUUGUGGAUAGUGUCAAAGUCUACAACCAGAGCUACAUCUACAUGCCAGCCUUCUCCAUGAAAGCAGGGACAGAACCCUCUCUUCGGGUUUACUACACCCUAGCGGAUGUCGGUGCUAGGCAGACAGUGAUCUUUGCCAACCCAAACUUCCUGCGUGACAUUGGAAAGUUCUGGAAAAGCAAAGGGAUUCAUGGGAAGCGACUGUCAACCGGCCUCUUCUUGGUCAGCGCAGCCCUAGGUUUGUGUGAAGAAGUCACGAUUUAUGGCUUCUGGCCUUUUUCCGUGGACCUGCAUGGAAAGUUCAUCAGUCAUCAUUAUUAUGACAACGUCUUGCCAGAUUCCGGAUUCCAUGCCAUGCCGGAGGAAUUCCUGCAGCUGUGGUUUCUUCACAAAAGAGGCGUGUUGCGGAUGCAGCUGGAACAUUGUGAGGACUCCAUGUUUCACUCUGCUGUUUGAGGAAAGACCUUGGGAAAGGUCUGAAGAGAGGUGACCCCAUUUCACGUUCCGCAGAAUGAACAGACGGGAAGAACAAAGGCCCAUAUCCAAUCUGUUAACGGAUUUGCAUGGACUGCUCCAGUAAUAAAGGCACCAUUGACAACUUGGAGGUGGAUGGGAGAAUGGAAGUCCUUAUGCGCAGCAUUCUGUGUGGUCCUUGGCGAAGGCUGUUCAGCGAAAUGGCAAAACUCAGCCAGGCGUUGCCAAGGGUGUAAUUCCAGGGCAUUACAGGGUUGGGGUUCUAAAGGGCUUUCAGUGAUCGUACUGAAUAUUCCAUGUUGUUCAGAUUUAAGACUGACAUCCACGCAACUGGAAAUUUAUUUCUUUGGACUGUGUGUUUGUUCGUUCGUUUCCAAAGCUGGAUCUUGUAAGGUGCCUCAAGUAACCAUUCUUUUCUUUUAUUAUUAUUCUUUUUUCCCAAGAAGCAUUGAAAAAAUAGUCAAACUGUGCCAAUUUUCUGUCCUUCAAAGGAAACAAAACCAAACAAGUAGCAGUGCUUGUAGUCAGAAAUUGGGGAAUGUGUUUUUUUAAAAAAAGAGAUGUGAAUGUCUUUUUAGCAAAAUAUUUAUUUUUUACAAGAAAAAAAAUAAGUUGCCCGUUUUGUUUCCAUGUAGGUUGAUUGAGGUAAAGAACAGUGACUGUUGGGGUCAUCAAGCUUGCUCCUGGUCGUAAACCUGGCCCCACCCUCACGUGCUUGUAUUGAACUAACCACAGUUCUGAGCUGGUCUCAUGAUAUCAAAAUGACACGUCCUCCCUCGAUCCUAAAACAAGAUAGAGGAUCAGUCCUGCUUUUUGUAGAGCUAACCUGAGCCAGUUUUGUGAUGUUUUGGAAGGUUUGUUUCUGUUUCAUCCUACUUUUUUUUUUUACAUUCCAGGGUACACACCGCAAAGGCCAUGCAUUGUACUUACAGUUGAACUUGGAAAGUUGCUUUUUAAAACGAACUAGUUAAAGGUGCCAUUCCAGGGUAGCCAAAAACUUAAUUGCCACUAGAAUCAAGGAUCUUUCUUGCUUUCCGAAGUUACCGAAAUACACACUGUUUAGUAGUUUUAAACUUCAGAAUGAUACUAACUGCUAACUUGUGAUAGAAGACUCAUGUAAGUAGUCAGACCACGUUCCCUGUAACUGUAGAAUUAACUAAAACUAUUUCGCUUACGCCACAAAAGAGGUUAGGUUAACUUUUAUGGCCAGAAUCCGAUGACUUAGUUGUGCUGGUGUAAGUGUAGUGGUAGAAACAGCAACAUUAAAUUACUGCUAGUUAAUGAAUCACUAUGUGUAUCCUCAACUCCUGGCAGUUGCAUCUGCUAACGUGCAAUGAAGGGAACAAGAAACUAAUGGCAACCCACUGCUGGAAUGUACACCAUCUAACUAACAGGAUUCUGGCCAUUGCCCUAUAGUUAGAACUUAGAUGUUCAUAGUGAUUGAAAAAAAGAGUUUAACUACAAGUAACUUGUUAUUUAUAUUGGAACGAGUUACUUCCAAGCUCUGGUGAAAGCUGAUACUCUUAUUUUGGGGAAGGAGAUAUAUGUCAGUGGUAGAGUGCAUGUGGAGCUAUAGGUCAGUGGUAGAGCGCAUGUUUUGCAUGUACAUGGCUCCGUAUUCUGUUCCUGGUAUCUCCUGUUAAAAGGCUGGGAAAGACCUCUUUGUUUCAGUCCCUGAAAAGCAUCUGCCAAGAAAAUUAGGCUAGAUGGAUUAGUCCGUUGGCUUAAUGUAAAACAGCUUCAUCUCCCCAAACCUCCAUUUAUCAUUGUAAUUGUCCUUGGUCCAGGUCACCGCAGUCUGAUUUUGAGCCAUUUCUGCUGAAAUCUAACAUGAUCCAUCUGUCCUAUCUCUCUCCCUCCGCCGAGAGCACAGGGAUUAUCCAUUCAUUUUAAACAAGAGGUCUGAACAUAGUCAAUUUGCUGAGAUGCUCUAGGGCAAGAGUGACGAUUUACUUGUGGUGAUAUUUGCAGCCUGGAGGGGCUCCCCUGUCCACUUUGAGGUGAAGUGUCUCUCUCACAAGACCAGAGGCUGCCCUGUGAAUUGCAGGAAAGAGCAGCUGGAACAGAGUUUGGGGACACAAGCUUGCCAGUAAGACCAUGUGCAGUGUUUGCUUAUGAGGCCUGGUUAAGGAGUUUUCAGCAGAGCUUGGGCGGGAAAAAUUAUUCAGCCAAGGACAAAGCAGUGCCAAGAGUUUUUCUCCACAAUGACAUAAGCAUCAAACUAAAGAGAGAGAAAAAUCUGCUGAAAAUUGUUCUCCAGUUUCUCCUUGGAUAUUUGAAAACUCCCCACAUAUUCUUUGGAUGUUUGAAUAUUUGCUGAAUAUUAUCUUAUGGUGGUUACUCCUCUUAAAUAAAAACAAAUACAUUUCCAUCUUUUUUGUAACUGGCUGUUUUAUUUAUAUGCAGAUGUUUGCAGAUUUAACCAAUUAAACCUAACUGAGUUAAUUGCUCUGAUUUCUGGAGCUUUAUUUGAUUAAUUGAUUAAAUCAUGCAAGUUUGCUUAUAAAUAACCAAUUCUCCCAAAAGUUGUUGUUUUAUGGCACUAAUGUGCCAUCUUGGAAGUGCCAUCCUGGAAGCAAUGUUGCCUCUGAUGUGUUUAAGGAAACUCCGACAUUUAGGGAAAAUGAGUCUACUCGGAGGCAAUCUAGCUUCAAUUUUUAUAAGUACUUAUAUUAAUGAAAUAAUGAACAUUCUAUGUGUUUUUACAGUGUGUUGACCAGUUUAUUCAGGGAUGCCUUCUUAGUCAAUUAAAAAUUAGUUUAGUCUGACCUGUUAAUUAAAUAUUGCACUUCAAAGUUUAUUUGUGCUUGAUAUCCAUUGAGAUUUUUUUUUUUUUUUUAUGUCUGAGAGUUUGCAGUAGUUGGCUGCUGGUAGGUUCAGAAAGUGAGUGUGUGUUUUUAGAGUGACCGGUAUCCUGUUGUGUAGCUUUUUACUGUGCCAAUGGGAGUUUUUACCACUGGCUGAGAUAGAUUGCAAUGAAUUGUCCCAGAAGGAUUUUGACUCUUAAUAGGAAAUAUAGAGGAGAAUCCUGUUGGUUUCCCCCACAUGUGUCUGCUACAGGUGUCCUCCUUUCCUACAAGGAGGCAUUCCUGAUAUCAUCAUGCAUGCAGAAACCUUGUUGCUGUAAGUAGUAGUGUGAUGUUUAGCUUGCCCAUGUGCAGAUGGAGCAGCGCCGACAGGCGGGUAGGUCCACAGAGCAGUUAUGAUAUGCAUUUCACAGCAGGAUACUGCUGGUUGGGUUUAAAAUAUCUGCAGUCACUUUUUUACCUCUAAGCUCCAUGUCAUCUUUUUCCUAGUAUCUGUCCAAAAGAUGAUGGACUUAACUCCUCCCAUUUUUUGCCUCCAGAAAACAUGUCCAAAGGUGCUUACAGUAUGGAUGUCUCACCGGCACUUUCUGUUAUUCCUUUGAUUUCUUGACAUCAUCACAUGGCUAUAUCUAGAAAUCUUGUGACGCCAUCACAAAGCCAUUUCAGAAUGACGGCAAGAAGCCACAUCCUCAUUCUGAAUCGGCUUUGUGAUUGGUUUAUAAUAUGACAUCAGGAUAUCAUAAUGUGCAUAGUCUGCGUAAGAACAUGCAGUUAGAGGGGCAUAGCUAUGCUGGAAGGGCACAUGAAAAGGGCUGUCAAAAUCGGGUAAGCAGUAUAUAAAUAUAAAAAAUAGAUAACAAUGUUGCAAGGUCUUUUAAAUUUGUCCAGGUUUUUAAAAAUGAAGUAAACACUUCGGGAUUUUCACAUUUGCUAGUGCAUCCGGAUUCUUCUUCUUCGUUGUACAUAUCGGAAUCAACCCAGGAAGUGCUCCUGGUGUGGAAGGAUCAACCAAAAGUGCCAGGAGAUCCCCAAAUGUGUUCACCAUCCUUGCAUUCUUUGGGGGAGGGGGUCCUUCCAUGUCCCCCUGCAUCCAGAUGAGUUUCACCUUUGAGUAGGCAUACUCGAGUACAGUGAAAAUCCAUCUUGACCUAAUAUUAAGUGAACCUGUCUGAUAGCCACACAUAAGAAGGGUAUAGAAAUGGAGUUGCACAUACUUAUUAUUUUAUGUAAACAUCCUGUGUCUGCAAGCAGAGGCUGUAGACUAAGGAUGUGGUCAACAUUUGAAAAAUUUUCCCGUUGUCAAAGAAACAAAUGGUGUCUUGACACACUGAGGUAUUCCAAAUGGAAAAUUGACGAAUGCUGUUUAAUUUUUUACUCCUAAACAGAAUGAAAAGCUCUGCUCCCUUUCCCCCCAUCAAGGGUAGUGUUAGCAAAACAAAAUCACAUCCUGUUUUGUGCAAAAUAUGUCCUUGUGUGCAAAGUUUUUGUAGAAAAUACUUUUUGCAUAAAAUGCAAAGUUUUGUGCAAUGCCUCCAUUUGUGCAAUUUUUGUGAAAAAAAAUCUUGAAAUGCAAAAUAUGCACAUAAAUUAUUGUAAUCUUACACAGUGGGGAUUUAACUGUUGAAAUUGCUCGCUAUCACAUGUCAGAAGAACGGCAGCAAAGAUUUACAUCCCACUUUCUUGCAUGAAGAGACAAGCUUCCUUUAGUGAAGGGAAUCAUUUCGAGGACAGAAGACUCCUUUUGUUAAAAGAAAUUUGUGGGAAAGGAAUCUUAUGAUCUAAUCCAUAAUUUGCACAUACCCUUGAUCUUUUCAGAUUUUACCGGCCCAGGAGGGAGAAAAUGGGAGAUGAUGGGACAUCAUAGUUUUACGUCACAAAUCAAGAUGAUGUCACAGUGCCACAGAACAGUAGAAAUGAUUUAAAAUAUGGAAGGGAAGUCAUCAUCAGAUUUUUAAAGUGUUGUGUGAAACUGGUAGCCAUUUUCUGUGGUGUAGAUUAUUCCAUAAUGCAGCACAGACUGGGACAUGGAUUAUGUAUUGGAUAAUGCCCCACAGUUAGCCAAAAUCAUUGCUUUUAGGAAGUUUUUGCCAUCUUCUCUUUACUUGAGAAUCUGUAUUUUUCAUCGGAGUUUUCAAUAUUCUUUCUUUCUCAAUUGCCACCUUUCUUUCUUGAUCCUCCUGAGCCCAGUACAUUCUUUUAAAAACCACUAACAAAAUCUUUGAGGAUUGCUCUUAAAUAUUACAAAGCAAGAGAAAUAUUAAAAUUGUGAGUGGGAGGGAGAGAAAAAUGUUAGAGGCGUACAUAAUGUCUCUACUCUCUUCGUAAUCAACAAAUUACAUAAGAAUUUGCCUUGAAGUGGUGCUGUUAGUGAUGAAUUUAUUAUUUCAUUUUCUGUGCUGAAUCAGUAAUUGGAUCUCUCUCGAACAGUGGUUCCCAACCUCGGGUAAUCCAGGUGUUCUUCGACUGCAAUUUCCGGAAGCUUCCACCACUGGCAAUGCUGUCCAGGGUUUCUGGGUUGGAAACUGCUGCUCUAGAACACCCAUGGAUCAAAGCCUUCAUCUUUCCCACUCUCUCUUCUAAAGCAUGUAACAGUUAUGGGUGUCUUUUGCAACCAGACAAGUUCUUGUUGCCUUGGGCUGGAACUCCAAUUAUACAGUGGUGCCUCGCAAGAUGAUUUUAAUUCAUUCCACGAAAAUCGUCUUGUGAAAAGAAUU